Molecule: messenger RNA, 612 nt
Organism: Diutina rugosa
Lineage: Eukaryota; Fungi; Ascomycota; Pichiomycetes; Serinales; Debaryomycetaceae
Exons: 1
Coding region: 1-612 (203 amino acids)
Source: RefSeq, a predicted model, not a curated record
AUGAGUUUUACCACUACCAACAGCGACAAAUAUACUUCAAAAUCUCCUACGAUGAAGCAGGAGACUCCAAUUUCACCACCUCCAUUUACUUCCCAAAACCCCAAAUUGGAGCCGGCGCUGGAACCAGUACCACCAGUCCAGCACUCAUCAACAGCCUCAAAAACAGAUCAGAAACGGCCUUUUAAAAGUGGUAUCGGCUCAAUUGAUGCUCCCCUUGAAGCGCCCAAGACGACUCUGGGCCAGUGUACGGGGUGUGGUCGUUAUAUCAGAAAGAACUUAGCCCGCCACAUGAACACUCACCGUGGCGGCCAACGGUGGCCGUUUGUGUGUAAGUUCCGAGCACUAGGAAAGUGCUCCAAGAUGGCAAAGUUCCCCACGUUCUUCAAGUGCAAGUUACACAUGCUUAACCACCAUUUCCGGUUUGACGACCGUCAUAGCUCACGCGACGUUAAGCACACAGACCGUUUGAAAUUGACUGGGAAAUGUGAAUGCGGCUACCACUGUGUGGCUGAAGAGUGGUUUAAUGGCCAUGUGUUGACGUUUGAAAAGACUUGCCCUUUUAUUCCUAACCCUAGGUUUAUGUCAAUGCCUCGAGUCCACCUUAAGAAAUGA